This is a messenger RNA of Micropterus dolomieu (smallmouth bass), 2617 nucleotides long. It is a transcript of the gene optn, whose product is annotated as optineurin. Lineage: Eukaryota; Metazoa; Chordata; Actinopteri; Centrarchiformes; Centrarchidae. Gene Ontology annotation, biological process: protein localization to Golgi apparatus; regulation of canonical NF-kappaB signal transduction; Golgi ribbon formation. Gene Ontology annotation, molecular function: K63-linked polyubiquitin modification-dependent protein binding. The coding region runs from base 145 to 1758 and encodes 537 amino acids. The transcript is spliced from 13 exons. Gene Ontology annotation, cellular component: cytoplasm; Golgi apparatus; nucleus. The record is from RefSeq and is a predicted model, not a curated record.
CGUGGUUUGACUUGACGUUGCUAAAAAACCAGAAGCAGGACCAGAAGGUUGGUCGAGAUAUUUUGCUGUCUCUCCGAGCGUUUAUUUGUGUUUUCGGAAGUGAACAUCCGGACAGUGUUUAGUUCAGGAGUAGAGAGCUGCACCAUGGCGUCUGGAGGCCCCAUGAUGAACGGCGACAUAUCUCGCUCUCCCAGUCAGUCCGGAACGCUGGAGGAAACCCUGCAGCAGAUGAACAUCCUCAUCCAGGAGAACCGAGACUUGAAAGAGGCCCUGCGUCAGACCAACCUGACGAUGAAGGAGCGCUUCGAGGGUCUGUCUGCAUGGCGGGAGAAGCAGCGGGAGGAGAGGGACUUCCUGGAGAGCAGGCUGGAGGAAGCUCGGGGCCGCAUGGCAGCACUGACGCUCGAAAACCAGGAGCUGAGCAGGAGGAUGGAAGUGGAGGGGAAGAACGGGGGAGCCCUGGGAGACUUGCUGGCAUCCAAUCAGAGUGCAGAGCUGGAUGCCCUGCGUGCCCAGGUCGCUCGCCUGCAAGCAGAGAAGAACGACCUGGUGGCCAUGAACUCUGAGCUGCAGCUGAAGGCGGACCAGGACUCGCAUGACGACUCCUUCAUUGAGAUCAUCAGGGUUUCGGAUGGAGGUGUCAACGGUGUGAACGACGUGUGCGGUUCAGAGCGCAGCAGACGUCCGGAUCUGAGCAUGACGGCGUCCCGGCUGGACAGCGAGGAGGUGACCGUCAGCCAGCUCCUCCAGUCACUGAGGAACGAGACGCAGCGGGCUGAGCGGCUGCAGGCCGAGCUGCAGUCCUCUGCUGCCAGAAUUAGAGAGCUGGAGGAGAGGAAGAGCAAUGUACAGGAAUCAACACAGACCACCCAAGCAGAGCCAGAGACCAAGGAGGAUUCUGGGAAAGAGGAAAAGGCAGCCUCUGAGGUGGAGAAUCUCAAGUCUCAGAUGAUGACGCUGUUCAAAGAGCUGCAGCAGGCCCAGAGCAAGCUGGAUGAAGCAGAAGGCAUGAAGAAGAACCUGCAGGACAGAUGUCGGGAGGUGGAGCAGGACGUGGCCACUCUGAAAGCCCAGCUGGUGGAGAAACAGGCUGUGCAGUCAGAGAACGACCGGCUGAAGCUGCAGCUGGACAGCAUGCAGGCCCAGAACCAGAUGGAGCAGAGGAAGGCAGGGGAGGACAGGAACAACCUGGCCCAGCUGAAGGAUGCCUACACCAAGUUGUUUGAAGACUACAAUGAACUCAAAGAGGAGAAGAAGAAGAGAGAGUCUCUGCUGGUGCAGAAGGAGGUGGUGGACGAGCUGCAGGACCGGCUGACUGCCGCCGAAGAGGCCCUGGCUGCUAAACAGAACAAGAUUGAUGAAAUGAAGCAGGAGAUCUUCCAGAAGGAGAAGGAGCUGGAGACCAUAUCUGUCUUCCAGGCUCAGGCAGAGGUUUACUCCUCAGACUUUUACGCGGAGAGAGCGGCGAGGGAGAAGCUCCAUGAAGAGAGGGAGCGUCUGGCUGCUCAGCUGGAGUAUGUAAAGAAGCAGAACACCCAUCUGCAGGAGGAGAUGGACUCACUGGGCCGGCGGUCGCUAAACGAGAUGCAGAAGAGACAUGUGGGGGGAAAUCCACACGGAGCUGGUGCUGCUCUGGUUGGAAGAGGUGCUGACUGGCAGCAUCAGGGGAAUAUUCCCGAACACGCCUGUCCCAAGUGCAACGAGAUCCUGCCCGACCUGGACUCCCUGCAGAUCCACAUCAUGGACUGCAUCAACUAGACCGCCAUUAUUACAAGCAUCCGCAACAACACCGGCUACAUUAGCACCUAAAUCUGCGUCUUCCUGCUUUUAUCUGUACCUCUUCUUGGAUGCCUGAGACAACACUCCCUAGCUCCAUGAUAAACUCAUUCACAUUCAUUCUAGGAUGGGAACUUUAUGCUUUUAGUAGAAUUUAAGUAGAAGGAUUUCAAAGCUGUAUUGGGGGCUCAUACAGAAGAAAUGGAAGUCUGAAAAGAGUCCUCCCUGCUUUGUUAAAUUUGAAAAUUGUUUAAAAAGAUUUGGAAUAGAACAGGAAAAGAAAGACAAUGUUUUCUUGCAGGUUUUGGCUGCAUGUCAUCUGGCACAUAGUCUGUUUGUUGCUGUGAUGACUGAAAAGAUCAAAACAGAAACUGUAGAAACACUGAUAAGAUUUGAGUUUGGCGCUGUCUGCCUGUCAUGCACACAUUACGUAAGUUCAGCCUUUACAAGUUGGAUUUGUUCACCAAGUGUUUGGUUGCUGAAGGCUUUUUAUUUUUAAAUGUUUUGAAGAUUUUCAUGUAAAAUUUAAGAGAUUCUUUCUAUAUGUUUUGCUGAAAAAGGAUAUUUUAGCUCAUGAUUGGGAUGUUGAUGGGACAAGGAGCAUGCACCAUGUAGGCACUUUAAUAUGAAGAUAUAUAUUUUAUUUUGACUGUGCAGAUGAUAGCUGGGGAGUAGAACGUAAUAUAUUUAACUUCUGGAAUCAACCUAUCACCGUAAGCGACCGCUCUGGUAAGUGCAGGAGGCUCCAACACCCUGCUGAUUCUGUACUCUGUAUAUUAUUAAGGCCUUCUGAUUCCAUGUUGUAAUUCUGUCAAUGAAAAUAAAAUAAUUCACAAAUUUC